Staurois parvus is the source of this 306-nucleotide messenger RNA. Lineage: Eukaryota; Metazoa; Chordata; Amphibia; Anura; Ranidae. The record is from the annotation of a GenBank genome assembly.
AUGGGGCCCCCAGGCAAUAGGAGAUCAUGGGGCCCCUAUGUCCUUGCCCAAACUCAAAAAAGCCUAUGAAAAAGGUACCAGGAGCAUCUCAUGGGGCCCCCUACUGACCCCGGGCCCUCGGGCAGCGGCGGAGUUCCCAAAUGGUCAGUCCACCCCUGAUAGUGGGAUAUGCCCGCUGUACUUAGUAUCUGUGGGUGACUGCUGCUGCUCAUCAAAAAAAUUAUGAUAUUGGUGUAAGGGUUUAACUAUUUUGCAACACACUAUCGUACAAUAGAAACUGUUGCAUAUCACUUUUGAACUUGUUUA